GUGGACUAUAAACAACGAGUCUACGACUUUUGUGGAAACAAAAAAAGAAGAGAGGUCGACGAGCUUCAUUGUGAUCUCCUCGCUUCAUCAGGUGAUCUUACUGAGAAGUUAGAGACGGUGCGCGCGCGGCGACCAAAACCGAAAGCGUUUGUUUGUUUGGGUAAGCAAAACAUUCACCAUCAGCUUCUUUUUUCUCUCUUUUUUAAUCUGUUCCAUAAUAUUCUGUUUUAUUUAUUUUUUUUAUUCAAUUAUUCACAAUAGGUAACCCAACAUGUGAAAUAUUUAAUUAAAUGAGAUUAAAAUGUAGAGUUAAUUAAGAUUCGAACUCAAGACCUAAUUUACUCUGAUACCAUAUAAAAUCUUCACUUAUUCUAAAAACUUAAAUUCAUAGAAAAAUAUAAAUUUUAUUAUUUAUUUUAUAUAUUAAUAUAAAUAAAAUAAAAUAAAAUAAUUUCAGUAUCCAAACGUUCCCAACAUUUGAUAGUGGAUGGUCUCGAUACUGGUGUUAGUGCCACCCUAAAUUUAUUUCUUAAUGAGGUACCACUAGUGAUGCUGUGAAAGGUUAAGUACGACUUUUGUGCAACAAAAGAAAAAAAAAAUGGGUGAAAGGAGGUGAGCUUCGUUGUCUCAGUUUGAUCACUGGCUUCAUCGGUUCUGUAUCUGGGAGAAGUUAGAGACAUACGGAGGCGCUACCAAAAGCGAAAGCGUUUGUUUGGGCAGGAAGCUGGAAGCCAAAUAAUUAUAUAAGAAGCUUAAUUGUGAGAUGGAAAAAUCAAGAAUUCAACAAAAAGUGGCAACUACUACUUCAGUACUCACAAAUGCAAAUCAAAAUGCUGAAGAAAUUCAUCAAAUAUUAGAUCAGGAAGCUGCAAACACUUUGAGUCGUGGAAAUCAACAUAGAGAGUUGGUAAUUAGCAUCAAAGAAAUGGUUGAAAGCCGCUUGGACCCUCUCCCUUAUCAUCAAACGAUCGAGUACUGCUGUAUCUACAGGAUUCCAGUUAGUCUUCUCAAACUGAAUGAAGAAGCCUACACUCCUCAGGUUAUAUCGAUAGGACCGUUCCACCAUGGCACCAAAAGAUUAGAAACCAUGGAAAAGUUGAAACUGAAAUAUUUUCAGAGAUUCCUGCAGCAGACUGACUUCAACGUGGAGAUUUUAGUAAACGCCAUAAAGCUGCAUGAAGAAAGUGUGCGUAGUUGUUACGCAGAAACCAUCAAGUUUAGCAGUGACGAUUUCGUUAAACUAAUUUUGGUUGAUGGGAUCUUUAUAAUUGAAUUUUUCUACGGAUUGAUAUGGUUCAAAGGAUCAAAUAGUGUUAUUCGUCAGAACAAUAUACUGUUAAACCCAAUAUCUUGGCACGCAAUUACGUUGGACUUGCAGUUACUUGAAAAUCAACUUCCUUUCUUUGCUCUUGAGAUAUUAUUCAGCCUUGCAUAUGCAUCGGAUGAUGAGCAUCCUUCCUUCACUUCACUUGCAAUUAAGGUUUUUGAGAUUGAGGACAUUAGAGAUCAGGAAUUUUCAGGAAAUCUUGGAGAUCAGCAACCAAUUAGACACUUUGUUGAUUUGACUAAAGCAUUUUUUCUUCCAUCAUCCAGAAAGCUUUUGUCACCAAAUGAAAAUAAUGAUCUUGCUAGAUCAGCUGAUCAUUUAUAUACUGUAAGCCAUUUGUAUGAGGCUGGAGUGAAGUUUAACGUGAGAUCAUGCAAAUGCUUGCUUGACCUAACAAGACACUAUGUUGAUUUGGCCAGAGCAUUUUUCCAUCCAUCAUCCAGAAAGCUGCUAGUGACACUGCAUGAAAGUAAUGAUCUUCCUUGUGCUGAUCAUUUAUAUUCUGCAAGCCAGUUGUACGAGGCUGGAGUGAAGUUUAAAGUGAGCUCAAGCAAAUGCUUACUUGACCUAAAAUUCACCAACGGAACUUUGGAAAUUCCAAGCAUUUAUCUUGAUAACGAGACAGAGACUACUUAUCGAAACAUCCUAGCAUUUGAGCAAUGCCAUUAUCCACAUGAUUCACAUUUUACAGACUACAUUGUGCUAUUGAGUUUCCUAAUCAACACUCCCAAAGAUGCAGACUUACUUAUUAGAAAAGGAAUCAUCAUUAAUUGGCUUGCAAACAGCAAUUCAGUGGCAUCUUUUAUCAAUAAUCUGGGGACGAAUAUUGUAUAUUAUAGCCGGAAAUCUGCUUAUUGUGGUUUGUUUCGAGAUUUGAAUGCAUUCUAUAGGAACACUAAGCAUACUUGGAAGGCUACCUUGAAACGUGAUUAUUUCGGCACUCCUUGGAAAAUAACUUCUACUGCAGCUGCUAUUACCUUCUUGCUGCUCACUCUCGUACAAACUAUAUGCUCCAUCAUCCAAUUUGUGAAGAUGUGAAGAAGCUUUGUGCAUGAAAUUCUGGAGCACGUAUAUGGGCUGAGAAUGGAUAAAAGCAAUAGGAGAUUAAUUAGCUAGUGAUAGAUCAUAACAUGAAUUUCAUGCAACAAGAGUGAAGGUCAUGCUAGCUAUCAACCUGAUGGAUUCGAAUGAAGUGAUUUGUGUGUCUUUGUUUCCUAUUAACAUACAAUUUUAUAGCUUUGUUAUUAUUGAUAUUGUUGGAAUAAUGGGCUUGUCUUCAUGAGAAUUUAUUUAUAUUUGCUCUCAUAAGUAAUUAUCUA
This is a messenger RNA of Juglans regia (Persian walnut), 2646 nucleotides long. RefSeq names its product UPF0481 protein At3g47200-like. The transcript has 3 exons. NCBI's taxonomy places the organism in Eukaryota, Viridiplantae, Streptophyta, Magnoliopsida, Fagales, Juglandaceae. Bases 764 to 2365 code for a protein of 533 amino acids. The record is from RefSeq and is a predicted model, not a curated record.